AUGCCAAAGAAAAGAAAAGCUGUUUGUGGUAGAACACAACGUGAAAGAGACAGAGCUAGAAAGAGGCAGGCAAGACAGAAACCUACAAUGCUAGAUGUGUUGCCAGAUGAGCAAGUGACUGAGUUCUCUGUUCCUUGCAGGACAGAGGAUGGAGCUAUGUCAGCUCCUCCCGGUAAUUUUCCGGGGCUUGGUUCUAUGGGGUUUCCACCUAAAGAGGAAAAACCCCUGGCCAGGGUGCAGGCCUCACUUCGAGUGAAAAUGCAUUCACCUGCCCCGAGGUUGCCACCUCCUCGGGGAAGUCGUCUGUUUGUCCGUAACGAGGACAAGGCACCGUCCCCUGACUCCCCACCGUGGGUUUGUGCUCCACCGAGGGCACCUGGAUCGGACAUAGUGCAUAUGUCUGAUCCAGCAGGUCAGGCGCAGCUGGAUACCUCCAGGAUGGAGGAGACCAGUAGAGUAUCAAAAGAUGAGGGCUUUUUAACUGAUAUUAAAACUGAGUCUGAACGAAUAUUGAAAGGAAAUUUGAAUGAAUACAAUAUAGAAUCUGAAAUGAGAACUUAUGAGCAAGAGAACAAUGAGAAUCAUACUGUUUCAGAGAAUGGUUUUGAAGAGAAAAAUAAUAGAAGAAAUGAAGAUCACUUUUGUCAGAAUAAAUCUGAAAUACCCUUUUCAGUUCAGGGCUCUUUUCAUCAAGCUCAUCCUAUGUUUGAAGAGAAUGCUGGAACACAGUGUGUUGCUAAUUGUUUGGCAGGAUUAGCUUUUCACAAAUUUAAGAAUGCAAAGAGCUGGACAACAAUGGAUAUGGACAGAGUUUUAAUGACAGGUGAUGAACUGUACACAUACUUGCAAAGAAGCUCAUCAAUCACUGAUAGGUAUUUGCUUGUAGAGGAAUUACCACAAUUCUUUGAAUGUUUUAACCGAUCAUAUCAGUUUCAUGCAAAUCAGACGUAUGCAAGUGUCAUUUUGGCAAAUGAUGGAAUAAACUAUGCAGAGUUUAAUUCACUUCCACUAGAUGAAGCACUUCAGGUUGCCCUUUCAGACAGUGAUGGCUGUUUUGUAUGCUUUGGUGGAAAUACAAUGCUUAUAGGAGUGACAGGAAGUGGUUUCUUUGCUUUUGACUCUCAUUCUAGAUCUUCAGAUGGAAUGAUAAGUGUAACUGGAAGGAGCACAAGAAUUUUACUUCAGAAUGUUAGUGAAGUGUAUUCACAUCUUCUAGGUCUUGCAUUUUCAAUGGGAUAUACAAAAGGUGUUGAAUGUAACUUGACUGGUGUGUGUUGCAAGAUGGGUGAUAUUGCAAAUGUUAGUGAGUUAUUAGAGAUAGAUGAAAACAUUGAUAGAAAAUCUCAAGGGUCAAAGUUAUCUUUGGAGACCACACAUGAAACAGGCGAUGCAGAUGAUGAUUUGAUUUUUAUUGGAGAUGAGCAGUUACAAUUUACCUUUAUUCCCUUAAGUACAAACUUUAAAAAAGCCCUUUGUGAAAUUUUGAACAUUCCAUUCUCUAGCAUUGGAAAUUCUGGCGACGUCAAUUGUUUUAGAACUAAUAUUUCACAACCAUUAAUUGAAAAGGAAAUAAUAGGAGAUGGGAAUUGCUUCUUUAGAGCCAUUUCAUUCAGUCUUGCAAAUUCAGAAGAUUUCCAUUAUGUUAUACGCCAUGCUGUCUGUGAGCAUAUAAUGGAAAACAAAGAGCUAUUUAAACCAUUCUUAAGAGAUGGCGUACAGUCCGUAGAAAGUCACCUGUCUUCCACACAAAUGUCACAGGGAGGUACUUGGGCUACUGAGGUUGAAAUAUUUGCAACAGCUCAUCUUCUAAACAUUGAUAUAUACACUUUCUCUAGAGAAUGUUGGUUAAGGUUUUUAGUUGCUGAAGUAGAUCCUGGUUUGCAAAGCAAAACUGAAGCAAUUUAUUUGAAUCACUACCAGCAGAACCAUUACAACGUUGUACUGUCUGUUAAUGGAGAGGAAAUUGACUUAGCACCACGACAAUGGUUUAAAACUUCUCAAGAGUAUGAAAAGCGAUACCAAAACCGAACACGUAUGCAGGUGGAAAGGCAAUCUAGAACAGAAAAACGGGGAAGUGUUAGUGCAGUCAAGAAACGAAAUGAAUCUUUAAGACAGAGAUAUGAGGAAGAUAAAGAAUUUAGAGAAAAGAAACUGAAAAGAUCUUUCUUAAAGUAUUCAACAGAUGAUGAUUACAGGGAAAAUGUCAAGAAGAGAAGUAUUGAUAGAUAUGCAAUAAACGAUAAGCAGAGGGAAGAUGUAAAAAGAAGAAGUAUUGACAAGUAUGCAACAGAUGUUGAUCACAAGGAAGAUGUCAGAAAAAGAAGUAUUGACAAGUAUGCGACAGAUGUUGAUCAUAGGGAAAAUAUCAAGUGGAGAAGCAUUAACAAGUAUGCAACAGAUGACCAACAUAGAGAAAAGGUCAAAGCAAGUAGUAAAUUGAAAUACAACUCAGAUGAAAUGCACAGAAUUCUAGUCAAUACUUCAAGUACAGAGAGAUACAGGGAAAAUGAGAAUUUCCGAGAAGCAAAGCUUCAAACCGCAGCGAAAAAGUACAAAAGUGAUGAAUCGUUCAGGUCAAAAAUUAAAGAUGCAAGUCGACAUCAAUAUGAUUCGAAUGCAGAGACGAAAAUGAAAAAGAAAGAGAUGGUAAAAAGUCGUAGAAAUGCUGAAACAGCUAGAUUAGAAAACCAGGAAGAGGUGGUAAAAGUAUUUAAAGAAAAUGUUGUGCAAGGCAUUGACUAUUCGUGCUGUUGUUGUGAUCGGCUACUGUUUCGGAAUCAAGUUCAAAGAUGCGAACGGAAAGCAUAUGCCAAAACUGAGCAGGCAGCAAGUGUUGCAGACUUGUGUAUUCAAGAUAAGUACUGUCACGAAUGUAUAGAAUCAUGUCCAAAGGAUUGCAUUAAAUCAACGUUAUGGAUUUGUUAUACUUGUCACAGGAAAAUCUUAAGCGGAAAUUUUCCAGCAGAAGCUGCAGCGAACAAAAUGGCUUUGGAAGAUAUUCCAAAGGAAUUACAAGAAUUGAACAGCCUUGAGAAACACUUGAUUGCAAUACAUAUACCUUUCAUGAAAGUCAUAAAUCUUCCUCAUGGUGGUCAGAAAAAUAUCCAUGGGCCAGUUGUAUGUGUACCAGCUGAUUUGAAAAAAGUUACAAGUUUACCGAUGAGACCUGGAGAAGAUCAUUUACUUAGAGUAAAACUAAAGAGGAAGUUGAAUUACAAAGGGUACAGCGAGUACCAGUUUGUUGAUCCAAAGCACAUAUGUGAGGCAUUGAAGUAUUUAAAACUUAACAAUCAAUGGUAUGAAGAUGUAGCAGUUGAUACAAACUGGAAAGGGCAAAUUGAAGAUGUAGAAGAAAUUUUGGAGGUUGGCGAUUCACUAUCAGAGGAUGAUGAUCAGCAGCCCAGUGUGUCAGAUUCUUGUCUACAACCUGUUGAUAUUGGUCAGGAGGUUCUUGAUCAUUACUUCGAUGAUAUAUAUGACAUUGCUCCAGGAGAAGGCAAUAAUCCAGUUAGGAUGUUACAGGAAGAAGGGAAUGAGGCAAAAACAUUUCCAUACCUUUUCCCAAGUGGGCAGUUUUCGUGGAAUGACAACAGAGAAACACGAAUAACACUAUCAAGAUACUACAACAAUCGUCUUAUGAAUACAGACGCGAGAUUUGCGAAAGACAGUAAUUACAUUUUCUUCAGUCAGUUUAUGUCUGAUUUAAAUCAAGUUAUAGAGAAGACGCAGAUAUCAAUAAGGAAAUCAAUCAGAAGAAUAGGAAAUGACCAAGAAGUGACAGCAAAUAUGGUACAGGACCCUGAAGUACUUUCGAAGUUGAUGAAAAAUGACGAGGCUUUACGAUUCAUGCAGCCUAUACGAGGAACACCAGCAUACUGGUCAGCUGCACAAAAGGAUCUGUUUGCUAUGCUUAGACAAUUAGGAAUACCUACUUGGUUUUGUUCCUUCUCUGCUGCAGAACAUAGAUGGAAUGAUGCGGUCACUACAAUAUUGAAACAACAGAAUGAUAACAGAGAUGCUUGUAUGUUAGACUGGUCUGAAAAGAAUGAGGUACUGAGAAGUAAUCCUGUCACUGUUGCCAGAAUGUUUGAGCAUAGAUUUCAUGUGUUUCAGAAAGAUGUAAUAUUUUCACCUUCAGAACCAAUUGGAAAAGUGUCUGAUUUCUUCCAAAGAGUCGAAUUUCAACAAAGGGGAUCACCUCACAUGCAUUGUUUAUAUUGGAUAGAAAAUGCACCAAAACUUAAUGAAGAUGGAGAGGAUGCCGUUUGUAAUUUCAUAAACAAAUACGUGAGUUGUACCGUGCCCUCCGAGGAAGAAGAUUUGGAGCUGAGGAACAUUGUCUUAGCAGUGCAACAACACAGCAAAAAUCAUUCAAAGUCAUGCCGAAAGAAGGGCACAGAGUGUAGGUUUAAUUUCCCUAGACCACCAUCUGUAUCCACAUUUAUCAACUCUCCACUUGAAGAAGAAGAUGAAACUGAGGCUACUGAUUUGCAAAAACAACAGUCCAUCGCUAAGGAAAUUCUAUUACAAGUUUGGAAUGAAGUGCAAGAUGAAGCAAAUAAAUCGAAAACAACCGAAGAUAUUUUCAGUUAUCUAGGAUUGACGCAAACACAGUAUGAGGAAGCUCAUAAAAGAUUAGCAAAAAAGAGAACUGUUGUUCUUGAAAGAAACCCAUGUGAGCUCUGGAUAAAUCAAUACAAUCCAUGCCUCUUAAAAUGCUGGGAUGCAAAUAUGGACAUUCAGUUUGUUUUGGAUCCAUUUAGUUGUAUUGUCUACAUUAUUUCAUACAUUUCAAAGUCUGAGAGAGAAAUGGGAAUGCUAUUGAAACAAACAAAAAUAGAAGCAGAAGAAGGCAACGAGAGUGCACGAACAACAUUAAAGAAAAUUGGUUCUGCCUAUUUGAAUCACAGAGAAGUGAGCACUCAAGAAGCUGUUUAUCGCGUAUGUAAUCUGAAAAUGAAGGAAUGUUCAAGAAAGGUAGUGUUUGUACCAGUGGGUGAUAAUCCUACUCGUCUAACUAAGCCAUUGUCUCAGCUAAAAAGAAAUCAAACGAAGAUGAAUGAUGGAAAUGUUGAGGAUGACGAUGAAGAGGAUGAUAUUUGGAUGACAAAUGUAGUAGAAAGAUAUGAAAAUCGACCAAAUGAUCCAUCCUUUCCAAAUAUGUGUUUGGCAGAAUUUUGUUCUGAUUUCAGAAUACUUGCAAAAUCACAGGUUCCAAAGACUCAAAACGACAACGUGUUUGAACUAAAGAACUCGAAAGGUUUUGUCCAAAGAAGAACUCGUACAAAGUCAGCUGUAAUAAGAUACCCUAGAUUCGAUCGGGAGAAAAUGUCAGAGAAGUAUUACCAAUGUCUGCUACAGCUUUUCUUACCUUACUCUACACAUACGCAGUUGAAACCUCCUGGGUUUGACCUUUAUGAAGCAUUUUAUGAAAAUGGAUAUGUACGAAUGACAGGAAAGAAGAAAGUACAGUCAGUAAAAUCAAUUGUUGACAAAAACAGAACACGCUUUGCUCAAAAUGAAGAUAUCAUCGCAGAGGCAUUGGAAACUUAUGAAAAUAUCGGAGAGCCAGAAGAUGCUUGGGCAAAUCUCUGUCCAGAGACAGAAUUAAUGAGACAAGAAUGUUCUGCAAAGAGAUGUAUAGGUCUGGAUUUGAAUGAUACAGAAGAGCUACCAGACAUGCAAACAGAAAGCAGUUCAGAUGUUCUUUACAGUGUUCAACAGAAUACACAAUCAAGGGAGGAGACAAUGCAGAUUCUUCAAAGUUUAAAUGAGACACAAAUGAAAGUAUUUUACUUAGUACGGGAAUGGUGCCUGCAAAAAAUCUUUGGAGAGAAAACUGAUCCACUGCAUAUAUUUAUAACAGGUGGAGCAGGAACAGGCAAGAGUCAUCUUAUCAAAGCCAUACAUUUUGAAGCAUCACGAAUUCUAGGGAAAAAAAUAACUUCUCCUGACAGUGUUUCAGUAUUACUGGCUGCAUUUACUGGGACAGCUGCAUUCAACAUUGGAGGAAAUACGAUCCAUCAUUUAUUUUCAUUGCCCAAAUAUAUGUCUCUGCCAUAUGAACCAUUGAAAGAACAGAGUUUAAGUGAAAUGAGAGUUCAAAUUGGAGAUCUGCAAAUACUGGUUAUUGAUGAAAUUUCCAUGGUAUAUAAAAGAUUAUUAUACUACGUUCACGAGAGACUUGUGCAGAUUAAAAAAUCCAAGGAGCCCUUUGGAGGAGUGUCAGUAAUUGCAGUGGGAGAUUUCUACCAACUUCCUCCUGUAAAACAGCGUAAAGAUGAAAGACUGUAUAAAGACAAUGCUCUUUAUCCUGUUGAUUAUUGGGUAGACUUUUUCAAAGUAGUGGACUUGACUGAAAUUAUGAGACAACGUGAAGACAUUCCAUUUGCAACAGCACUGAAUUCACUUCGGACUAGACUAGUAAAACAACCCCUGGAAGAGAAAAUAAGUUCCAUCUUGAAUGACUGUGUAAGAGAGGGACCAGAAAAUGUUCUCCACGUCUACGCAACAAAUGACGAAGUCAAUUCGUAUAAUUUGUCAAUGCUCAGACGUACUUGUUCUGACCUUGUCGAGAUUGAUGCUCAAGACUUUUCGAAAGAUAGAACAACAGGCAAGCUAAUUUUAAGAAGUAAACCAAUAACAAGGUCCAAAACAGACAAUCUUUCUAGCAGUUUGCUAUUGGGUAUCAAUGCAAAAGUUAUGCUGACAAGAAACUGUAACGUAGAUGAUGGCCUUGUAAAUGGAGUAAUGGGGCAGAUCUCUCAUUUUGUGUAUAGCCAGAAGCAUGAUGCAAACACUGUUGUUGCAGUAGCAGUAAUAUUUGACAAUGUCAAUGUUGGGAAAAAGUCUGGGAAAAAAACAAAUAAUGGGAAUAUUGUUUUAAUUGAAAGAGUUCAAGAGGAAAUACUAGAACAUAAAAAACAAAAUGUAGUUCGACAUCAGUUUCCACUACGCUUGUCGUGGGCAUGUACCUCUCACAAAGUACAAGGAAUGACAGUGGACAAGGUUGUAGUCAAUUUAGAUAAGACAUUCUCUCCUGGUCAAGGGUAUGUAGCUUUGAGUAGAGUGACGUCAAAAGAAGGAUUAUUUAUUGAAACAAACGAUUUGGAAUCAUUACAGAAGAAGAUCUACGCUGACCCCGAAGUUAAAUCAGCUUUGGAAGAGAUGCCAAAAUUAGAUCUUCCUAACUUUGAUCAGUUAGAACAAGGCAUAACAAUUUUCCUUCACAAUAUUCAAAGUCUUAACAAACAUUUUGAAGACUUACAAAAAGAUAUUCGAUUUAGGAAUGCAGAUAUAAUCUGCCUAAAGAAACUUGGUUGA
Saccostrea cuccullata (small rock oyster) is the source of this 7323-nucleotide messenger RNA. RefSeq lists its product as uncharacterized. The record is from RefSeq and is a predicted model, not a curated record. The transcript has a single exon. NCBI's taxonomy places the organism in Eukaryota, Metazoa, Mollusca, Bivalvia, Ostreida, Ostreidae. Gene Ontology annotation, molecular function: DNA helicase activity; ATP hydrolysis activity. Gene Ontology annotation, biological process: DNA repair; telomere maintenance. The coding region runs from base 1 to 7323 and encodes 2440 amino acids.